AUGGGAGAAUUAGUACAACUUGAAAUUGGCAGUAUUGUGGAAGGAUGGAAGAUUGAUGGGAAACUUGGGGAAGGCGCCUUCGGUGCUGUAUACGUUUGUUCCAAGAAUAACAAGAAAUAUGCACUCAAGGUAGAAAGUGUCCAUGAAAAAGUUGGCUUCUUGAAAAUGGAGUUAACAGUACUAAGUAAGUUGAAGGAGCAAGAUCGCCUGCGACAUUUCUGCACCAUUGAGGAUAAAGGCAGACACAAAGAUUUCUUCUAUAUUGUUAUGACUAUGGUUGGAAAAUCCCUCCAGGAAUUACGACUAGAAGCUCAAAAUAAAAAAUUUUCAUUGGGGACAGCGAUCAGUGUUGGCAUUAAAUGUUUGGAAGCAUUGGAAGAUUUGCAUAACAUCGGCUAUUUGCACCGCGAUGUCAAGCCCGGCAAUUUCGCCAUCGGUAGACCCGAAGUCAAUGAACUAAGGAAUGUAUAUGUCCUUGAUUUUGGUAUGGCUCGACUAUAUAUCCAUGAAGAUGGCACGAUGAGAAAUCCUCGCGCAUUAACUGGAUUUCGCGGUACCGUAAAGUAUGCUCCGUUAUCAGCUCAUAUAUUGCGUGAACUGUGUCGGAAGGAUGAUGUAGAAUCAUGGUUGUAUAUGGUGGUCGAGCUCACCAAUGGCAAGCUACCUUGGAGGAAUAUGACGGAAAUCAAUGCCAUCGGCGUAUCCAAAAAGCAAUGUCGCAGAGACAAAGGUGUAAAAAAGUUGUUCGGCGGUUGUCCGAGGAAAUACAUUGAGAUACUCCAAAUAUGCGACAAGACAAAAUUUUUCGACACACCGGAUUACGAUAAGAUUUAUAGUUUGAUGCGAAACGCUAUCCGAGAUACCAGGAGUCAGGAAUAUCCAUACGACUGGGAAAAAUCAAUUCCAAGCACGGAGAGCGAUGGAACAGGUCUUUUAAGCCAAUACAAAAGUACUGUUGUCGGUGUACCGCCACCGGUACAAUCUCCGCCGAGAAAAGAGGCGGUUGACAAAGCAGACAAAGAAACAAGCGUAGAACCAAAAGCUUCAUAA
Molecule: messenger RNA, 1050 nt
Organism: Loa loa (African eye worm)
Lineage: Eukaryota; Metazoa; Nematoda; Chromadorea; Rhabditida; Onchocercidae
Product: CK1/WORM6 protein kinase
Exons: 6
Coding region: 1-1050 (349 amino acids)
Biological process (GO): peptidyl-serine phosphorylation; signal transduction
Cellular component (GO): nucleus; cytoplasm
Molecular function (GO): protein serine/threonine kinase activity; ATP binding
Source: RefSeq, a predicted model, not a curated record